ACAUAAACAGGAACUGCAACAAUGGAGGCGAGCAUGAAGCCCGUGGGUGUAUGACAGCAUGUAAACGGCAAAUCAAGCGCAAAUCCACCAAAAUCAUAAUGCACGCUUUCUAAACGGACAAUUAAAUGUUCUACGUGUGAAAUCGACAGAAUGGCUUCGUGGUCGGAGAAAAUGCUACAACUGCUGCGUCGAAUGAAUAACUUUCAUUUACCAGGUUCUAGUUUAGAGAGCUGUCUACGUUUUAAGGUGGCUGGUGAACAGGUUGGAUGGAUUUCCCCAAAAGUAGCAUCAAUUCUUGGGCGUUUUCCUGCUGUCUUCAGACCAUACGGGAGCACUAUAACCUUCAGCUCCGGUCUUGACACUUUUGAGAGCAGAUCAGUGGCCGUGGAUGAGGUCUUGCAUGAGCUGAGGAGAGAGGCAACAUUCACCUGUCUCAUAGGCUGGAGAGAUGAGCAAUAUGCUGUGAUGCCCAGGUAUUGCGACCCUCCGCUGAUGUAUAUGGAGAGAGCAGCUACAAGUCUGUUUGGAGUGAAACGGUACGGCGUCCAUAUCAAUGGCUACACUCGGGAUUCAAGUGGCAACCUUAAUAUGUGGCUGGCACGACGAUCUCUGACCAAACAGACAUAUCCAGGAAGACUUGACAACAUGGCGGCUGGAGGACUGGCAGCAGGCUGUAGUGUAAGGCAUACCAUGGUAAAAGAGUGUGAAGAGGAGGCCUGUAUCCCUCCAGGCCUGGCAGAGCAAGCACGUCCUGUGGGAACCGUGAGCUACACCUACGAAGAUGACGAAGGAAUAUUUCCGGAGUGUCAAUUUGUCUUUGAUUUAGAGCUGCCUCUCAAUUUUCAGCCUCACAUUGGAGACGGAGAAGUGCAAGCGUUUUACUACUAUCCAAUAGAGAAGGUAAAAGAUCUCCUGGUCAGUGAGGAGUUCAAGCCAAACUGCGCAAUGGUGGUUCUGGACUUCCUCAUCAGACAUGCCAUUAUUGAGCCAGACUCAGAGCCCUAUUAUCACGAAUUUGUGGCUGGAUUGCACAGAUCACUGUAAAAACUGACUCAUGUGUACUUGUUUACUGAAGACCACAUCUGGCCGAUGAAGACAUUUUACGCCAACAUAACCCGAGAAGAGAAGAGACACAGGAGAAGAGACAGAGAAUAAUGACCCAAGCAAAGUUACCCUAUAAGAAUUUAUUUUUUCAAUACAUUUCAAAUGAGACUGUGGAAAUCCAAAGAUGCACUGGUAUACAAAAGAUAAUUGAUGCAUCAAAGGCUCUUUUUUUUUCUUACAAUGAAAUGUAGAAUCUCUUCUAAGAAAUGACUUGCAUUUAAUAAUAUGGCAUUAAACAGCUCUCUCAAAGUCACAUUUUCGCAACCUUUCUCCUUCUUUCUUUUAAAACGUUUAAAUUCUACGAUACUAGAAUUUGUAAAAUACGCAAAAACGAUAUUGUGUAAGCCAGUAGAAUUUCACAAUAAAAAAAAGAAAA
Molecule: messenger RNA, 1480 nt
Organism: Carassius gibelio (silver crucian carp)
Lineage: Eukaryota; Metazoa; Chordata; Actinopteri; Cypriniformes; Cyprinidae
Exons: 9
Coding region: 151-1044 (297 amino acids)
Molecular function (GO): 8-oxo-dGDP phosphatase activity
Source: RefSeq, a predicted model, not a curated record